AUGAGUGAAAAAAAAAAUGAUUUCUUUUCAUUCUUUAAUGGUUCUCAAAAGAAAAAGGAAACUAAAAAAAUCAUCUUUGAUGAAAAUUUUUUCAAUCUUCAAGUUAAUGGAGGGAAGAUACAUAGUGAUAAGAUUAUUAUUGAAGCUAUUUCUAUUGUUGGUAAUUGUAUUAUAAUAAAUGAAGAUAAUGAGAAGUUGGAGACUGAUAUCAAAUGGUUUUAGAUCUCACCAAACAAUGAUUUCAAUACUUUAGGAAUAACGGGAAACUCAUAUCAACCUAGUAUAGAAGAUGUUGGUUCCAAGUUUAUGAUCCAAGUUGUUCCAAUUAAAGAGGGUAGACAAUAUGAAGGAAUGCCUAAGUCAUUAGAAAUAGGACCAUUACUUAAAGAUGAGUCUAUUCAAGAAGAAAUUGAUGAAUUAUUGGACAAUGAGAAAAUGACUGUAUUUGUCACUUUAGAAUAAAUAUUAAGCAAAGAUUUCGAAAUUGUACUAAAAUAUUAAUUAAAAAGGAAGCAGAAUUGCCUAUCAAUUGUAUACUCAAAAUUACACUAAAAAAUAUGGAAUUAGAACUCAAAAAGAAUGAUCAAACUAUUCAUCAUAUUUAAGUCCCUUUGUAAGCUUAGUAUCCAUCAUGUUCAUCUAAACAAGGCACAAGCGAGAGUUUCAUUUUAAGAGUCGAUUAAAAUAAUCACUUUUAAAUGAAAGCAGCAGAUAAUUCAUAAAGAGAUAUAAUAUUGACUGUCAUUAAAGGAUUUUAUGGUAAAGGAGUAUGGAAGGAUUAGGAAAUUUAAUAAAUUGAGGAAAGUGAGGAUGAGGAUGAAUCAGAUGAACCUGAAUAAUAAGAAUUAGAAUAGAAAGUAGAUGAAAAUACCAAAGAUGAACAAUAGGAGCAAAUUUAAUAAUAAGUUAUAUAGGAAGAAAAUUAAAAAGUGGGAAUUAAAGAAGAAGAAAAAGAGAUUGCAUAAGAGCAAUUAAAUGAUGUAUCAGUUGAGUCAAAUAUAAUUAAAAAAGAUGAAGAAUAAUAAGAAAUUAAAAUUCUAUAAAAUUAAUAAUAAGAUGUAUAAUCAGAAUAACAAUAAGAAACAUAAUUAAUUGAACAAUCAUAAUCCAAAGAGUAAGAUAAUUUUGUAGAUGAACAUAAAUCAGAAAUAGAACAAUAAUAAUAAUAAUAAUAAUAAUAAAUAAUAGAAUAAUAAGUAAAUAUUGAAGAUAAAUAAAAUACUCAAGUGAUAUAAGAAUAGAAUAAGUCAAUUGAAUCAACACCAAUAAUAACUCGAACUAAAUCUGAUGAAAUAUAAAAUGAUGAAUCUAAAAUUUAAGAUUCAGAAACUAUUUAAAAUAAUGAUUAAAUAUAAUAAAAAGAUAUCAUUUAAGAAUAAUAAUAAUAAGAAGAGUAAUAGUAAGAGUAAUAAUAAGAGUAAUAAUAAUAAGAGUAAUAAGAAUAAUAAUAGUCAUAAUAAUAAUCAUAAUAAGAAUAAUAAUAAUAGUAAUAAUAGUAGUAAUAAUAGUAAUAAUAAUAGUAAUAGUAAUAAUAAUAAUAAUAAUAGUAGUAGUAAUAAUAAUAGUAGUAGUAGUAAUAAUAAUAGCAACAGUAAUAAUAACAAUUAGACCUUUAAUAACCAAAAAUAGAUAUUUAAUAAAAUUAAUCAUAAUCGAAUGAAUAAUAAGAAUAAUAAACCAAAGAUGUAGAAAAUAAAUAAUAAAUUGAGAAUAAUAAUAUUAAAUAAAAUGAAUAAAAUAAUUAAGUUAUUAAUGAAGAAUAAUCAUAAGCCAAAUAAAGAGUCGAUCAUAAAUUUUAAUCAGUUAUCAUUAGCUCAGAAAGUAAUAAAGAGGAGAAAGCCAGUCCUAUUAAAAAAAAAGAGAAGAAAAAUAAUAUGGAUUUGUAUAUUCAAAUAAAUGAAAAUGUUAAAUUAAAGCAAGACAUUGAGCAAUAUAAAGUUAAUUAAUAAAAGGAUAAUGAAACAAUCUAAAAAUAAAAAAAACAAGUAAGAUUUUUCAUAUAUUAUAGAUUCAAACACUAACAGAGUAAUUGAAUAAUUGUACUAAGAAUUAUUAUUUACUUGAAGAAGAAUGUACAAAUUAAAAAAAGAUUAUGCAUAAUUUAAAUGAUUAAAAAGUAUUUUUAUAAUAGGAUAUCAAUAUGUACAAAACUUAGUUAUUGGAACUAACAGAAUUCAGUUCAAAUUAGAAGGAAGAAAUUUCAUAAUUAUAAAAAAGAUUGAAAAGAUAACAACAAUCUUAAGAUUUGAAUGAAGCCAAGAAAUAAAUUGAAUAAUUAAAGGAAGAUAUUGCAAAGAAAGAUUUGAUGUUGUAGGCUGCUAACAAGGAUCAUAUUUUAGCCUAAUAGAAAAUAGAAGAUUUGGAGAAGGUUAUUGAAGGAUUUUAGAAUCAAUUAAUUCAUGAGAAAAAGAAAUAUGAGAGUUUGGCUAUGGAGAAAGGAAUUAAGUAGCCAUAAAUAAUUCAAAAAGAUUAUUCAAGAUUAUAAUUUGAGAGACCUAUUUCAAAGGAUAUUAAACCUGUUGCUUAAUCUAUGAUACAAUUAGAUGAUGCAGAGAAGUAUUCAAUUGAUAUCAGUCAAAGCAUGUCUAAGUAAAUAUAAGAUUAAUAAAAUAGUUUAGACAGUGAUGGUGAAGUGAAUCGAUUGAAAAAUUAGAUUAUGCAUUUAGAAGCCACAUUGAGAAGGUAAUUAUUUAAUUUUAUAUAUUUAAAGUUUGAAGAUUGCAUAUGAAUAGGAUAUCAGAUAUACAAAAGGUAAGUCUGGAAAAUCAAUGACAGGAAGUAGUAAAGACAUUAAAUAUUUAUAACAUAUUGCUAAUAAUAUGGCAGAAAUAAUUACAGAGAAGGACUCUUAAUUAGAGAAUUAGAAGAAAAUAAAUAAGGAAUUGCUCACUAAGUUAUAGAUUUUAUAAUAAUAGUAAUAAUGAGG
Molecule: messenger RNA, 2926 nt
Organism: Paramecium primaurelia
Lineage: Eukaryota; Ciliophora; Oligohymenophorea; Peniculida; Parameciidae
Source: the annotation of a GenBank genome assembly